AUGGUUAACCAGCUUGCUAUCAGGUUUCUCCUGGUUUCUCCACCGUUCGCUCAGACACGAAUCUUUGAACAUGAUCGUUGCCACGCCGCUCGUCCCCUCUUCACACGCACUUUUUGCACGUGUCAUUACUUCCUCAAAAUAAUAAAUCAUCAUCACAAAUUGGCUGAAAGUCAUCACCUCCAACCCUUUCAAAACGCGCUCUAUUGUGGCUGGCCAAAAAGACAUCUCAAUUUUCUCGCCGAUGCAAGUCCAACACUGUUAAAAGUGGCCACGUCAACUUUCAACAUGUCGCCAUGUCAAAUUUCAACGCAUCGUCAGGAAGAACCUCUGGGACUUUACUCUGCGCAUGAAUUGGGAAUGCAGAGCGCAUCCAAUACGAAGCGAGGUGCAUUCUCCCUGCCCAAACGGGAUGCAUAUCUUUUGCAUCGAAGAUAUUUCAGAUAA
Laccaria bicolor S238N-H82 is the source of this 444-nucleotide messenger RNA. RefSeq lists its product as uncharacterized. Bases 1 to 444 code for a protein of 147 amino acids. The record is from RefSeq and is a predicted model, not a curated record. NCBI's taxonomy places the organism in Eukaryota, Fungi, Basidiomycota, Agaricomycetes, Agaricales, Hydnangiaceae. The transcript has 2 exons.